AUGCAAACGGUCACCGGCGGAAGAAAUCCGGAAACCGAGAUGCUUAAAAUGAAGCUUCAAACUAGAGAUGAAGAAAUACAAAAAUUACAUAGCUUAUUUGAAGAGCUUUCCACACAAUUUUCAUUACAAGCAAAUGAGUUACAUCAGGAGACAGAAGCACGCGAAAAUCUCGUUAUUGCUAUUCAUAAACUCAAUCAAAUGAAUCAAUAUCUCUCAGAUCAAUUCAAAGUUAUUUCAGCCAAUUAUUCAAAUGCCAAAAACGAAAAUAUUCAACUUAAAGGACAGAUAGACAAUUUAAAGCCUACAGUCCAACUUGUUGAGGAUAUGAAAAACCUCGAGUCAGCAAUUUUAGAUAUACUACCCGUAGAAACUCAGAAAAUAAUAAAACCUAUUAUUGAAAAUUCAGAAAAGACGUACCCAUUUCGAGUCAUUGAAACAAUUUCUGCUUUAUCUGAGUAUUACAAUAAUUGUCAAAAUUCUCCUUCAGAGGCCCAAACAAGCAGUUCACCAAGCAAUAUUUACAACCAACAAAAAAUGCUUGAAAUUAUCUCAGCUAAUCUUCGAUUCAUCAAUAGUCUUAUUGAUUCAAAAGAAAAAGCACAAUGGUUAAUCAAGCCAUUCAACUUUGAUGACUACAGAAAGGUUCUUAUGGAACAAUCUUCAAGAAUCACAUCAUAUAUGAAGGAAAACAACAUUACUCCAGUUGAUGAAAAAACAUUAUUUGAUUCUUUACUACUUGACAUCGAUCCAAUUCAAUCACAAAGCGAUAUUUCGCAAUACUUAGAACAACUUUCUCCAGAGAAUAUGUCAGAAGGUGAAUUAACUCUUUUCCAUUUACUUGCUCAAGCAAUUUCUGCAAAUUUCGCUCUAAGAAAGUACAGUAAUGAAUGCAGAAACCAAUGCGCACAUCAGGUAUCCGAGAUAAAGCAAUUAAGGUUCGAUCUUGCAAACAAUCGCGAUCAAAAUAGAUAUCAAAAUGAUGAUGAAGUGAUUGAACUCGAAAAUAAGCUUGAUGCUGAACGCGAAGAGAACCAGAAACUAUUACUCAAGAUCAAAUCCCUUAAGAAUAUGCUUAUUAAGGCACAAGCUAAAAAUAAUCUUGAUAAUUUUGAAGAAAUGAUCCAAACAAUUGAUGGUUGUGAGGAAUGUUCAGAUCACAGUAAGUCUGUAAUAGAUGCAUUAGAAGGAAAAGCCUUAGAACUUGAUCAAGCCAGGGAAUUAUGCAAUACUCUAGAAAAAGAGAAGCAAUCAAUACAAAAUGAGUUAAAUUCUCUUAAACAAGAUAAGUCAAAGUCAGAACCCGACUAUCUUACUAGAAUCAACGAACUUAAAAUAAGUAUUUCAGAAUUAACAACUGAAGCUACACAAACAACACAAAAAAUGAAGGAAGCACUGGCUAAAAAAGAAGAUGAGAAUGCAGAACUUCAACAAAAACUCUUAGAACUUGAAGAAAAUGAUGAAAAAAUCAGAUCUAACGUUAAUGCACUGGAUAAUGAGAUAAAGAAACUCAGAAAAGAAAAGAAAUCCAUUGAAGAAAGCUAUUCUGACUACAAAGAAGCGGCAGCAGCAACUUUGACAAAGAUUAUUGAGAAAUCAAAAGUCAGAAUUGCUAAAAUGAAGCAAGAAAAAGAGAAAUUCGCUGGAGAAGUCAAGAAUCUUGAAGAAAAAUUAGUCGAUCUUCAUGAUUACAGCGAAAAAGCCAUUUCUCAGAAAUCUCAAAAGAUUGAAGAACUUAACUCGAUGAUUUCAAACUUGCAAUCGGAAGUAACCCAAUCAAAAUCUUCAAUUUCUUCACUCAAAGUUGAAAACAAGCUUUUGUCCACAAAAUUAAAUGGAACUGAAGAAAGAUUGAAGAGAGAAAUCUCCAUUGCUGAGAGCCAGUACAAAGUUAAGGUAAUGUCGAUCGAAACAGAGUACCAAUCCCAGCUCGAUAAACAGAAAUCACAGCUUGAAAAGCAAAUCCAAGAUUUUAUCGAUUUCAUAUGCGAAAAAUUCAAUGAAAACAUCACAGAAAACAUGACAAUUGAGUCAGCAGAAGAAUUAUUGGCCACUGUUGAUGUUAAACUCAGAAACACAAUUAACAUACAGCAUGAAUUAGAUGAUGCAAAUCGUCAAUUACUUACAAUAAGAAAAUUAUUUAAUGCUGCUAAAAGUGAUACAAUUAUUGGUGUUGUUCAGAGCCAAAUUGAGAAAUAUGAAAGUCUUAAACGUGCACAUGAUGAUGUUGUAGCUAAGAACAAAGCAAUGAAGAGAGAUGUUAUCGAAGCAAGAGCUCUAGGAGACACAAAUAGACAGAAUAAAGAAUGGGAAGAAUGGGCAAGAAAAUUGGCUUCAAUUGUUACAGGAGGAUGCUCUGGAUAUCAAUCUCCAAAGAGCCUCAGAUUUGGUGUUGAAGAAGCUGUGCUUGCUGCUAUUGGAAAUAAGAAUGCUUGGAUGAGAUUAGAUAUAUUAAGAGCUGAAAAGAAGAUUCUAAAAUCUGGACAUAAUUUGGAAAAGAAAUCUUCACAGAAUUUCACUUCAACUCUUGCUGUUGUAAGAGCUGUAACAAGAUUACAGAAAUUGUCUGGACAUGCACAGUCUUAUCUUGCAGUAGAUCUACCUCAAUGUGCAUCAAAAUCACAGUCAAAUACAAAGGAAUCUGAAAAGAAACCUCUUUUCAAUUCAAUUUGA
Messenger RNA from Trichomonas vaginalis G3, 2670 nucleotides. RefSeq lists its product as uncharacterized. NCBI's taxonomy places the organism in Eukaryota, Parabasalia, Trichomonadida, Trichomonadidae. The transcript has a single exon. Bases 1 to 2670 code for a protein of 889 amino acids. The record is from RefSeq and is a predicted model, not a curated record.